Molecule: messenger RNA, 804 nt
Organism: Closterium sp. Naga37s-1
Lineage: Eukaryota; Viridiplantae; Streptophyta; Zygnematophyceae; Desmidiales; Closteriaceae
Source: the annotation of a GenBank genome assembly
AUGGCUCGUCUAUUUGUGGCAUCCCAGCUGCUACCUGUGCUGGUUCUGGCUGCUACGGUUGCUCUCCUUGCUUCUGCUCCUGUCGCUGUCGGAGUGAACUACGCCAAGAGCGGCCUCGACUGGGAGGGCGUGUGUGCGUCGGGUGAGAGACAGUCGCCCAUCAACAUAGUGAUGGACGAGGCACGCACCGUGACGGAUGCAGAGAAGUUGCACCUUGACUAUGACACGUCAGCCACCACAGCUACAGUCGUCAACAAGGGUCACACCGUCCAGGUGGUCCCGAAUCCAUCCAACACCUACAGGCUGCACAUAGCCAGCGGGACCUACGAGCUGAAGCAGGUGCACGUGCACUCGUUCUCAGAGCACGCAAUCAACGGGCUCUUUGCUCCCAUGGAAGCCCACUUCGUGCAUGCACACAUCGACAACCCCUCCCAGCUCGCUGUCGUCGGCGUAAUGCUGAGACUCCAGCGGGAUGACCAGGCGAGCCCGUGGGUGGAUUCAUGGCUGCCUAAGACCCCCUCUGGGCUGGACGCAAUGGCUGGGAUUGAUGUUACUGGGAGUUUUUGGAGGGAGAUGAUGGAUCUGUCCAUUGGGUUUUGGAGGUAUCCCGGCUCGCUUACUACUCCAGGCUGCGAUGAGAUUGUUGAGUGGCAUGUGCUGCGUAAGGCCAAGUUCCUCUCUGUGGACCAGGCUGCCACUUUCAUGAAUUUGAUGGGAACGAUGAACAAGGAGCGCACCAACAACCGUCUGCCAGAGCCACUCCAUGGCAGGGAGGUCACCUACUUCACUACUGUCACUGCAUAA